GUCAUCAGCCGCGCGCACGCGCCGGGGCUGUUGGCGCCAAGAUGGCCGCGCCGCCGCGGGAAGCGUCGUGAAGGCAACAUCGGAGCCUCGUCAGGCCGGAAACAUGGAUAUCCGUAAAUUCUUUGGAGUUGUAACUCCAGGAAAGAAACCAGAAUGUGGCAUUGCGAGAAAGGAGAAACCCCAGAAUAAAGAGAGGAAUUCAGGGGGGACAUCGACGCUGAAAGAAAUCAAGGUGAAAAGUUCCCCUCGCGAAGAGGAUUUCAAGCAAAAACCGGCAAACAAGAAAAAGAGGAUAAUCUAUGAUUCAGAUUCCGAAGAGGAGGUACCAUUAAUCAAAAAAUCUAAGCCGCCAGAGAGAAAGCUCCCUUCAAAACCUGCCAAGCUGCUAAAGGCGGAUCCUGUGGUUUAUGUUUCAGAAACAGAUGAAGAUGAGGACUUUGUUAACAAAAAAGCCCCUCCGAAAGUUAAACAGCUCGAGAAAUCGGGGAAGGUGACUCAAGGAACGACGGGAACAUCCCAGCCAGAUUCCAAACCAAAAGUCAAAAAUAAACCCUUAUCUCCGGUGAAACUGACACCAACAUCCCUCGUUGAUUACUUUGGGACUGGUAGCAUUCAACGGUCGGAGAAGAAGCUGGUAUCAAGCAAACGAAAAGAACCUUGGCAAAACAGGGAUUCCACCAUCAAUGAUGAGGCUAUCGCUAAAGAACUACAGCUGGAAGAGAAUUCAAAGCGGGAAAGACAAUUGCACGAAGACGAAGAAUUUGCACAAACGUUGGCUAUGUUGGAUGAAACACCCAGAAAGAAAAAGCCUCGAAAAGAUGAAUGUCAGCAGUCAAAAUUGGGUGAAGCAGAAAAAAUUAAACAGGCUCACAAAGGUAAACCUCCCGCUUCCGCCUUCGAUUCUCACUCUUAUUCCGCAAAGGAUCAGCUUCACUCUGAGAGCGUCAGGAUGUCAAAUCCUCACCCAGAAUCUUCUGCUACGAAGGAGGAGGUAGAUUGGGGGAAUAAAAGAGGUUCAUCCAAGGCGUCCCCCAGGUUAACUCCACUCAAGCAACAAGCAGAGGCUAUCAAAACCGAAAACGGGACCUCAAAAGGAGAGAACCUCAGGAAAGGAACUACAACUCCAGCCGGAAAAACCAUUUCACCCAAAACCAAGACGCCCACAAAGGCGAAGGUUUCUCCCGAACAACCCAAGUCCAUCAGUCCCGAGGACUCUGCUGAAAAGAAGCGGACAAAUUACACGGCCUACAGAAGCUUCCUCAAUCGAGAAGGUCCAAAGGCCCUCGGCUCGAAAGAAAUACCUCAAGGUGGUGACAAUUGCUUGGAAGGCAUGACGUUUGUGAUUACCGGAAUCUUGGAAUCGAUUGAACGGGAUGAGGCCAAGUCGCUGAUUGAGCGCUACGGGGGGAAAGUCACCGGAAACAUCAGCAAGAAGACCAGUUACCUUGUUAAAGGGCGUGACUGCGGCAUGUCCAAGUGUGAAAAGGCAUCGGCUUUAGGGACGAAAAUUAUCGAUGAAGAUGGCUUGUUUGACCUGAUACGAAAUACUCCAGGCAGGAGGUCCAAGUAUGAAAUAGCAGCUGAAACAGAGGCCAAGAGAACAAAGCCCAAGGUCGAAAAAACGUCCCCGGAAACGAAAGCCCACAAAAGGAAACCGAGCCCUGCAAAGCCGGAUUCCGACUCCCGAAAGAAAACCUUCCUUGCGGAAAACACGGAGCCUUUUAAAUCCGUCAAACAGGAAGCCGGGGCAGUAAGGAGAGGGCUGGACUUCCUGGACGAGGAGGAGGAGGAGGGGAAGAAGCCAGUCCCCAAGGAGAAAAAGAGCUCCGUUCAUGAAACUAAUCAAAAAGGAGGGGAAGUGUUAUUGUGGGUGGACAAAUACAAGCCCACGUCUCUCAAAACCAUCAUCGGGCAACAAGGCGAGCAGAGCUGCGCUAAUAAACUCUUGCGUUGGCUUAAAAACUGGCAGAAGAAUUCUUUGGAAGGCAAACAGGUCAAAUCCAGUAAGUUUGGAAGCAAAGAUGAUGGCGCUAAUUCCAAAGCAGCUUUGCUUUCCGGACCCCCAGGUGUAGGCAAAACCACAACGGCAUCAUUAGUUUGUCAGGAACUCGGUUUGAGUUACGUGGAGUUGAACGCGAGCGACACACGCAGCAAGAACAGCCUGAAAGAGGUGGUGGCCGAAUCUCUGAACAACACCAGCAUCAAAGGAUUCUGCUCAGGGGCGUCACGUUCCGUCAGUGCAAAACACGUCCUCCUAAUGGACGAGGUGGAUGGGAUGGCUGGCAAUGAAGACAGAGGUGGCAUACAGGAGCUAAUUGACCUGAUUAAGCACACCAAAAUUCCAAUAAUUUGCAUGUGUAACGAUCGGAACCAUCCCAAGAUCCGUUCUCUGGUCCACUAUUGUUUUGACCUUCGUUUUCCGAAGCCGAGGGUGGAACAGAUCAAGGGCGCUAUGAUGUCCAUUGCUUUCAAAGAAGGAUUAAAGGUUCCACCGCCGGCAAUGAAUGAACUCAUUUUGGCGGCUAAUCAGGAUAUCAGACAGGUGUUGCAUAACCUCAGCGUGUGGUGUGCCAGAGACAAAACCUUGACUUACGACGGUGUCAAAGAAGACGCCAGCAAAGCCAAAAAGGAUAUUAAGGUGGGUCCUUUUGAUGUGGUGAGGAAGGUUUUCGCCAAGGGAGAAGAAGCUUCUCACAUGUCCCUUAUAGACAAGACAGAUCUGUUCUUCCACGAUUACUCUCUGGGACCCCUCUUUGUCCAAGAAAACUACAUCCACGUCAAGCCCGCCGCAGCUGGAAACAACUUGAAGAAAGAACUCAUCUUACUUAGCAAAACCGCGGACAGUAUUUGCGAUGGCGAUUUAGUUGACCGCCAGAUUCGCAGUCGACAAAACUGGAGCCUUCUGCCCACUCAGGCAAUUUAUUCGAGUGUCCUGCCUGGAGAGCUGAUGAGAGGCUAUUUGCAAGAAUUCCCAACUUUUCCAAUUUGGUUGGGGAAAUUUUCAUCCACGGGAAAGCAUGACCGCAUCUUGCAGGAGCUUUCUAUGCAUAUGAGUCUCAGAACGCAUGCGAGUAAAAGAGCCGUAAAUCUGGACUAUCUGUCCUAUCUGCGAGAUGCCGUGGUGAGACCGUUGGCUAGCCAAGGCUCAGAAGGAGUCCAGGAUGCUGUCGCCUUCAUGGAUUCUUACUGCUUGUUGAAGGAAGAUGUUGAAAACCUCAUGGAGGUCACCUGCUGGGCAGGGAAGCCCAGCGUGUUUUCCAAAUUGGAUUCCAAGGUUAAAUCGGCGUUCACGCGCGCCUACAAUAAAGUUGCACACCUUACGCCGUACUCCCUGCAAAUUGCGCCAAAGUCGAAACGAGCCGGCUCAGUGGAUGCGGAAGUGAGUGAAGAACUGGAAUCGAACGAAGCCGAGACCGAGCAAGGGAGCCUGGAAAGCGAUGCGAUGAUUAAGAAAAAGACCAAACCUGCCAAGCCACCAAAAGCAGAAAGGAAGGAAGAAAGGAAAAAAGGAAAAUCAAAGAAAAAAAGCUAAAUAAAUUGUCUAUGCAAGCUUACUGCUGGACUGUGGGCACAGUAAAUGGUUGGGCAAACUCUGCACCAGUUGCCCUGCUAACACUGCAUAGCAAUGGCAAAUCUAUCUAUCUAUCUAUAUAUAUAUCUUUUUUUUGCAGAAAAAGAGGCAAACAGAAUUUAUAUUGUUUGAUUCCUGUAAAUACAGAAAGAGGCUCUCCGGAAGAAAAAGAGUCCAAGCUGCUAGUGCUUCCCUUCAUAAAACUCCUCUCUCUAUAUUUUUUUUAGAAAUGCUUAUUAUGUUGCUACCCAUGUAUAUAUGAACAAACCCUAAUCAGUUACUCAUUUUUGUAUAUGAAAGUGCAGCACCGUGUAAAAGUUGCAAUAAAACUAGUUUCAUAUUUUUAACCAGUUUAA
Molecule: messenger RNA, 3927 nt
Organism: Pantherophis guttatus
Lineage: Eukaryota; Metazoa; Chordata; Lepidosauria; Squamata; Colubridae
Gene: RFC1
Product: replication factor C subunit 1
Biological process (GO): DNA repair; DNA replication
Cellular component (GO): nucleus; DNA replication factor C complex
Molecular function (GO): DNA clamp loader activity; ATP hydrolysis activity; ATP binding
Source: RefSeq, a predicted model, not a curated record